AUGUUGUCCUCCAAAUUCGGUGUAUUGAGAGCUUUGGCUGCUCAAAGUGUUACAGCCCCAUCGAGAAACUUUACAGUAUCAGCCGUCGCGUUCGCUCAGAGAGGAAAGACCGACUCCGAGAAGAAGAAGGCUGCUAAGCAGGCUGAGAAGGCCAAACAGGCCAAAUUGAAGGAGAAGGAGAAGGCUUUCAAGGAGAAGGCUCUUAAACCUCUCAGAAGUCUCUCGGGCCACCACGUUUACAUCAAAGAAAAGACAAACCCAAGCAAGAAGCUUAGUGAUGUUGCCGCUGAGUGGAAGACUCUCUCAGAGGGUGAGAAGGAGAGCUACAAGAGAAGAGCAGACGAAAUCAACCAGAAACGUGCACAGAUCUACCCACCCAAGCCUAAGCGUCCAAUGCCUGGUUUUGCCUCUUACCUUAAGGAGAAGUACUACGACGGCGAGAGCCUGGCUGUUGUGCUCAAGGAAUUGAGUAACCGCUGGAACCAAUUGACCGCCGCCGAGAAGGCCGAGUGGUCGCCCGAGAAGACGGCUGUGGAGAAGUUCAAGACGGAGUUGGAGGCCUGGACGGAGAAGAGACUCAAGGCCGCCCGUGAUCACGGAUUGCCAUGA
Messenger RNA from Candidozyma duobushaemuli, 609 nucleotides. RefSeq names its product Gcf1p (gene GCF1). The transcript has a single exon. The record is from RefSeq and is a predicted model, not a curated record. NCBI's taxonomy places the organism in Eukaryota, Fungi, Ascomycota, Pichiomycetes, Serinales, Metschnikowiaceae. The coding region runs from base 1 to 609 and encodes 202 amino acids.